UUUUAUUUGUUUACAGGUUUUGUUUGUUAUUUUUUAUAGAAACAGUUACAAACUUUCACUUCUUCUGAUGGCCGUUUUAACAUUUAACAUUAAUUGAAAUUCACGUGUGCGACUAUCUAUCGACCAGCAAACGAGUUUUAUGUAGGAAUGUGUUACACCUUAUUCGUUUAAAGCAGACACAAGUUAUAGUCUGCUGUCAUCUGCUUGCAUAUUUUGAAAUUCCAAAGCGAUUAUUCAUUUGUAGUGUACCUGCUAUAUAAUGGCCCUAUAAAAACGUUACGAUGCCCGAUACAGUAGAAUCCAAUUUGUCCAAAGUCCUCAAUGGUUUACCGUUGGACGGGGAAGAAGCUGAAAUAUGUGAUUUUUCAUUGGAAGAACAAAAUGAGGCGCUGGAGUCUCAGGGAAUUCAACCCACUGUCGAUCCGAAAUAUAAACCUGUCGUUGGGGAGACUGUGACAUACAUUGUAGCUUGUGUGAUUUUGAACGAACAAGGGGAUGUUUUGAUGAUGCAGGAAGCUAAGAAAACUUGUGCAGGAAAAUGGUACUUACCUGCAGGCCGAAUGGAAAAAGGCGAAACAAUCGUAGAGGCAUGCAAAAGAGAAGUUCUAGAAGAAACAGGCUUAGAAAUUGAAUGUACAACUAUUUUGAUGGUUGAGAGUGCUGGUGGUGUAUGGUUGAGAUUUGUUAUGACUGGUAAAGUAUUGGGAGGUACUCUAAAAACACCAGCUCAGGCCGAUCAGGAAUCUCUUCAGGCCAAAUGGGUGUCGAAUCUUGAAGAACUAUCAUUAAGAGCCACAGAUAUUUUGGAACUAAUUGAAAAAGCCAGAUCCUAUUCUCAUGCACGCAAAAUAAAAGAUCGAACAUGGCACCCGGACCAAUUACCUUGCCUGAGACCUUACUCCGAUCUUCUACUACGUUUGGUGAUAGUAAUAAAAAAGAAAGCAACCAACAGAGUGCAUAUUCUGUUGAGUGAACGCACCUCUUGGCAUUUACCGGUGUGCCAAUUGAACCCGGGAAAAAGCUUCCAUUCGACUUUGAGGAAAUUUAUGGUCGAUCUGUUUGGCGCCGAGGUACCCACUCACAGACCUCACGGAUUGUUAUUAGUUGAGCACGAUCCAAGGGACAGCAAGGACGGUAUCUGCCUGACACUAUUAGUUCCAUUUAGGUCUCCUUUGGAAGAAGUGCCGAUAAUAGGCAAAUGCGUUUGGCACGAAGUCUCCAAAGAGUUAGGAGAUAAAUUACUACAACGAGUGGUCUAUCGUAAUAGCACACUCCAGUUCCACGUUGUCAAGUGAAUAAGGAUUUUAAAUUUGUUGUUGAUUUUUACAUAAAUUUUAUUAUACAUGUGAAGUUUGUAAAGAAACACUUAUUCAAUGUAAACAGAAUUUAUUUUUUCUAAAAUUUAAUCUGUAUGCAAAUAACAUUUUAGGACACAUUGUUCUGAUACUAUGCCAUGCCACACCGAACUUAUAGUUGGAAUUUUACCCAUUUGUAAUGAUUUCAUUUUUAUUUAUCUUUGGUACAUUUUAAACAGCACUGACAACAAUUUUUUGAAAAAAGUGGGGGUCUGAGCAUUGUAAUAUUGUCAAUAUGGGUUACAACAGCAUACCUUUUUACUCACCUGGAUGACUACAAAUAGGUAUAAUUUCAACUAAUUUCUAUCUCAUCUGAUCCCAAAGUAAAACGUUAGUUCAUCAUUAUGGUGUUGGCAGACAUUAUCAACCAGCUCUUAAGAAAUGUUGCCUUGAAAGAGAUGCUCAUCAAAUUUGAAGAGUGAAAACUUCUAUAGAAAAUGGAAGAAAGAGAAGAAAGCAAUUGUGGCUCUUAGACGGAAAACAACAGCUAACAGAAAACUAUAUAAUAUAGAUCUGUAGUGUGGCAUGGAAUACUUAAUUGCAGAAUAGCAACAUAUGGUGUCAUUCUUCGAAAGUCCACUGAGGUUGGUUCACAUGGCACAGAAUCAAUAUAAUGUGACCUGAAGAUGUACAUUCUUGUAAUAAAAAAAAAAAACAUACUUAUCCAAAAUAAUCAAAAAUUGUAUAAACUUAAACAUAAUAAAUACUUCAUAAUUUAUAUACAACCAGUCUCUUACUUUCUAUUUAACCAUUUAUAAAAUCGUAUAAAAAUAAUUAAUUAUUAUAGUCUAUGGCAAAUAUUAUGAAUACUGAAAGGAACACAGUUUUUUUUUUAACUUAACUUUGAAGCAAAAUGCCACUUCAGUAUUCAACAAAAUCAUUAAAUAUGUACAAAUGUGUUUGAUGAUUAUGUAUAUGAAAACGAUUCUAUAUCAAAAACUAAUAGUCUAGGAGGUAGUGACGAUUUUCGGUACUUAUUUUCCUAGUCAGAAAACAUGUAUAUAAUUUUAGGGUUAGUAAUUCAUAUAUUUUUAGGGGGGGUUUUCCGAUGGGUUGAGGCGCAAAGUGCUUUAGAACUUACGAAUGCACGACCCUUUUUUUCCAGUGAUAAAAAUAGCUUGACUAAUAAAAGGUAGGUAUACUGAAGUUACGUAAAAAAAUAGUCCGGCUAAUCUGUGAUUAUAGAUAAAACGUCUGGCAAGUGAAAAAUUGAAGAUCCAAACAUUUUCAGCCAGACUCACUUUCCACUCUCUGAAAUAAGCCAAAUUGCUAUUUUCAUAAUACUUUAUGAUCUAUUGUAGUAAAUGUGAAGUAUUUAUGUCUGGGAAAAUAAAAUUGAUCUUGUGAACUUAUCCGAAAAUCCUAGCCAAACUCAAAAAUGCUUGUUUUGUAUCACCAAAAGAACAAACUUACUUAUUAUAUACACCAACUAGGAAAAUAAGUGCUACAAAAUGUCACUCUCUCCUGGACUAUAAGUAGCAAACAAUUUCAAUUGCAAUUUAUACCUAUCAACUUCUUCCUGUUUACUUUUCAAUUUCAUCUUGUACUCUGCUAUAGUUUGAUAAGCUUUAUUUAAUUUUUCAUGUAGUAUUUGUACUUCGGUUUUUGGUUUGAUAGGUUUCUGGUUCUACAAUUUCAAAAAUUUACCAUCAUGAAAAUUCCUGUAAAAUUAUAAAUUACUUUUAUCAUGUUACUGAACGGAGUCACUCGAGUUUUUCUCAAUAUUCCUGGUUGUCGAUUGAAAUUCAACUGACGGGGCUGAGUAUUUUUUUUCCGUAGAUUACCAUUACUGAGUGCUAAAAACUGUUCAGGAGUUACAGUUAUAAUUUUGUUUGUUCUGUCUAUAGGUGCAUGUUCUUGUUUUUGUUUGACAGUUUUGAAUACUUGUUUUCCAACUUCUGAAAAAAUAUUACAGUAAAAAAUGGUAUGAAAAAACUACAUUAUCCUUACCUGUCAAUACAAAAGAGUGUCCACUUUCCAUUGCUGCACUCAAUAUAUUGUUUUCUUCAUUGUCAUUUUGUAACAUAGUUAUUCCGUGUUCUUGUAAUAAUUGUAUUGCAGAAAGUCUAUUGUCAGAUUCUUCUUCGGAUGGUUGGAUUACUCCAUUGACUAUUUUCAAGUUUGUGAACUUAUUACCUUAAAAAAAAACAAGGCAUCAAAAAAACAGGGGUAAGCAAGAAAAAUCCACUCACUUUUUCCAGUUAUCACUGGCAGUUUUUCAUCAUUUUCAUUAUCUAGAUCUAUUAUCACUGGAUCUAGAAAAAGGGAAAACUAGUUCAUAUAUCAUUUAUUUAAAAAAAAAAAAAUCUACUUACCUUUAUUUUGGAUAUCUUGGCUGUAUUCGUCUGCAGUAUCACAUAAAUUUACGAUCAUUGGUUCUAAAAAAAAAAAAAUACAACAUUAAAUUAUGUUGAUUUUUAAGGAAAUAUUUGACUAAAAUGUGAAGUUGAGAAAAAUAUCUGUUUUUACCCCUUAAGAAACACUCUUUUUUUUAAUUUAUUCUCAAAAACCUCACUCAACCAUUUCUCAAAAGAAUCUUCAAUGUUUUGAUCUGAAGUUGGAUUUUCAACACUCGGAGAAUUAAGAAAAUAAGAGCAAUAAUUCCUCAAUAUAAUCUAUGGUUCAAUCAGAAACAAAAUAAGAAAAGGUUUCAACUUAUUUGAAAUGAUGAUCUGACAAUUCAAAACUCUAUCCAUUUGUUGUCUGAGAAUUAGAACUGUGAGCAGUUGUAUUAUUGAAAAAAUCAUUGUCAAAAUAUCUGGUAGUACCAUCCCUAUCUUCAGUUUGUUAGUUUCUUUCUUUGUUUGUCAUUAGUUUUUGUAAAAUCUAGAGCAGCACAUUUUAGCUCCAUUCUCU
Messenger RNA from Ceutorhynchus assimilis (cabbage seed weevil), 4211 nucleotides. NCBI's taxonomy places the organism in Eukaryota, Metazoa, Arthropoda, Insecta, Coleoptera, Curculionidae. The record is from the annotation of a GenBank genome assembly.